This is a messenger RNA of Tetrapisispora phaffii CBS 4417, 549 nucleotides long. RefSeq names its product Cyb5p (gene CYB5). The record is from RefSeq and is a predicted model, not a curated record. Gene Ontology annotation, cellular component: endoplasmic reticulum membrane; intracellular membrane-bounded organelle. The coding region runs from base 1 to 549 and encodes 182 amino acids. The transcript has a single exon. Gene Ontology annotation, biological process: sterol biosynthetic process. NCBI's taxonomy places the organism in Eukaryota, Fungi, Ascomycota, Saccharomycetes, Saccharomycetales, Saccharomycetaceae. Gene Ontology annotation, molecular function: heme binding.
AUGUAUGUAUAUAUAAACUGUUUGAAUUUCAUCUUGAACAAGUUGGAAAGAUCUCAUCUCCUAUCUUUUAUUUUUCUUAAGUUGUAUUGUUCUGAUUGUAGUUUAUAUACAGUUUUUCUCCGUAUUAGACAAAUACCAAUAGCCACAAAAGCAACAAAAAUAAAACAAUACGACAUGUCUAAGAUCUACACUUACGAAGAAAUUGCUGAACACAACACUACCGAAUCCUCUUGGAUUGUCAUCGAAGGUAAAGUUUACAAUGUUACCAAGUUUUUAGACGAACAUCCAGGUGGUGAUGAAAUCAUUUUUGAUUUAGCCGGUACUGAUGCUACUGAAAAUUUUGAAGAUAUUGGUCACUCUGACCAAGCUUUAAAGGUCUUGAAGACUUUAUACAUUGGUGAUGUCGACAAGAACAGUAAGCCAAUUGCCGUCAAGAAGACUGUUAACGAUCAUGCUGAAUCCGGUGAACCAUGGCAAGGUAAUGCUAACAUCGUCAUGGUUUUAGCAGCUAUCUUCUUCUAUGUUGCAUACCAAUGGGGUAACAAAUAA